GCAGCUGAGGCCACAGGAAACCAGCCAGGGAGCAGACCCAGGGCUGGAAUACACGGAACUCAGGCCUGGCGCCCGCCUGCCGGCCACUGGUGCUCCAGCGGGUGGCAAGGUCUGCAUCUGCCAGGCCCAUGGCGGCUUCCACAGCUCUGUCAGCAGUGGCAGCGGUGGCGACACUGUCGGGCCUGGCAGUGCGACUGUCACGCUCUGCAGCGACCCGGGGCUCUUACUGCGUCUUCUGCAAGGGGCUCACACGCACGCUUCUCACCUUCUUUGAUCUGGCCUGGAGGCUGCGCAUGAACUUCCCCUAUUUCUACAUCGUGGCCUCGGUGAUGCUCAACGUCCGCCUGCAAGUGCGGAUCGAGUGAGCGCCUGUGGCCACAGCGACCCACAAGAGGGUCCUGGGCCAGCCCGCCUGCCCGUGCGUCCACCCGCCCGCAGGGAGGACAGCGCAACCGCCCAGAUCUCCCGGAGGCGGUACGGAAAGGAGGCGGGGCGGCCCAGACCUCUGGACCCUUGAGCUCUGCGAAAGGACGCUGGCCACUGAGCCACCUAAAGCCAGACCCAGGCGUAACCUGCGCGCACCCGUCGUGUCCAGUGCUGGAUUGCACAAAAACUCAGAAUACGGGCCGUGACUUUGCGUUCAAGGACGUUACCGACCUGUUGCCUUAUGUUGGCAAAAGGGGGAAACCAGAAAGAAGAAAUGCUGCGGCAGCAGGGGCAUGCUUUGACUGGCCUGACCAUAAAGGAAUUGGUGUCUGUAGCUGGUGACUCGCCCCUUCUCUGGCCUCAUCAAGAGUCGAGCCUCUGCCCACCAGCCAACCUUGGCCCUAGAACUUCCUGGUAGCAGCAGGGUGAAGGGGUUGGCUGAGGAGGAGAUGAAGGGCCUUGCAGGCAGAGGCCCCAAGAGGCUUGGCUUCCUGACACCCAGGAUCACACGGGAGACACCUCUGGAUGGGCUUGGAGUGGUCCUGGAGGCCCAGGUGUGCUACUGACAGGUGUUCCAGCAUGGGCAGGAGCAGCCCAGAGGGGAGCCAGGAGAGACCACGGCCCUCACCACCCACCCCCAGUCCCACAUCUGCUGUGACUGGUUGCUCUGGGCCCAAGUACUCAGAGAUCGUGGGACCAAAAACCCACAGCAGUGGGGUCAGCCCCAGGCCCGGAGUGGCCCAAUGCCACCGCAUCUGCCCCACUCAACUGCCCAGCUGGAGUCUGGGUCCUGGGGGAAUUACUCCUCCUGGCUCACCCCAGGGACUGGGGACUGAGGCUGGACCAAGGCUCCCACAU
Messenger RNA from Phyllostomus hastatus (greater spear-nosed bat), 1284 nucleotides. RefSeq names its product small integral membrane protein 10-like protein 2A. NCBI's taxonomy places the organism in Eukaryota, Metazoa, Chordata, Mammalia, Chiroptera, Phyllostomidae. Bases 129 to 365 code for a protein of 78 amino acids. The transcript is spliced from 3 exons. The record is from RefSeq and is a predicted model, not a curated record.